Molecule: messenger RNA, 870 nt
Organism: Triticum dicoccoides
Lineage: Eukaryota; Viridiplantae; Streptophyta; Magnoliopsida; Poales; Poaceae
Product: polyubiquitin-like
Exons: 2
Coding region: 1-870 (289 amino acids)
Molecular function (GO): protein binding
Source: RefSeq, a predicted model, not a curated record
AUGAAGAUCUCUGUGAAGACCCUCACUGGAAAAACAAUUGUCAUCGAGGUGGCGUCCUCUGACACGAGUGACAACAUCAAGGACAAAAUUCAGGAGAAGGAGGGCAUUCCCCCAGACCAGCAACGACUUAUCUUUAAUGGAAGAAACCUUGAUGCUGAGUGGACAGUUUCAGAUUACAAUAUUCAGGAGCAGUCCACCCUGCACCUUGUCCUGCGCCUUGGUGGUCCUUGUACCGUUUGUUGUUAUAGGUAUAUUAAUGUGCAGAUGCUCGCUGGCAAGACCAUCAGCAUCGAGGUAGAUCCAACGGACACGGUCGACACUAUCAGGGAAAAGAUUUGUGCUCCCCAGAGGCUCUUCUUUGCUGGCAAGCAGCUUGAGGAUGGACGGACAAUUGCAGACUACGAAUUUGGGAACAAUAUCACUCUGCACCUCGACUUUGGAAUGCAGAUUUUCGUGAAGAGUGCCAUUGGUAAGACCACCACUCUCCUGGUGGAGCCGUCUGACACGAUCGACAACAUUAAGGAGAAGAUUCAGGGCAAGCAAGGGAUCAUCUUCGAUGGGAAACAGAUCAUGUUUGAGGGCAGGAAGCUAGAUUAUGGGCAGUCUACGCUCGCCGAUUAUGAUAUCCAGGAAGAGUCCACCUUGCACCUUGACUUUGGCAUGGAGAUAUUUGUGAAGACACCCACGGGCAAGACCAUCACUCUUAACGUGGAUCCAUCUGACACAGUUGACAGCGUUAAGGAAAAGAUUCAUGGAAAUCAGAUUCUCCUCUUUGGUGGCAAGGAGCUUGAAAGUGGACAGACACUUGAGGAUUAUGAUAUCCAGGGAGGGUCAACAUUGCAUGUUGAGGAUUGUCUUACUGAAGGAUGA